This is a messenger RNA of Pisolithus orientalis, 417 nucleotides long. RefSeq lists its product as uncharacterized. The annotation marks the transcript as partial. Lineage: Eukaryota; Fungi; Basidiomycota; Agaricomycetes; Boletales; Pisolithaceae. The transcript is spliced from 3 exons. The record is from RefSeq and is a predicted model, not a curated record.
CAUUGUCCUCUAUGCUUUGGUGGCCAGAGCUGGCAGAGCAAUAAUAGUGAACAUGGCUUUUCUGAUGUUGAUGCAAUUGUUUGCAUUGAUGCUUGUUUUACUCAGAAGCACAGAAGUGGGCAUCCAGAUGAUCCAGUAAACCCUACAGCUACAGUCUUUCUUUCACAAGAAGAUAUUUGUGCUAUGGAGCAUGAGGUUAAUGAGUUGUCAAAGUCAAAGUCUUCAACCCAAAGGAGGAGUGGACAGCCUUUGAAAAAGAAUUAUCUUGGUGAUGGGGAGGAUGAGUUUGAAGAGGGAAUGAGGAUAACAAUGUCAGUGCUGAAGGGUUGUAAUGAGUCCUUUACUGCAGCUGAUGAGAGGCACCAGAAAGCAAGUACCCAGUUCUUUUCAGAUACUGGUGUCAUGGCCCUAUUCUGU